AUGCAGUUGAAAAAUCUAAAAGAUCUAAUGCAGCUGAUCAAUCUAAAAGAUCUAAUUCAGCUGAUCAAUCUAAAACAUCUAAUGCAUUUGAUAAAUCUAAAAGAUCAAAUGCAGUUGAUCAAUCUAAAAGAUCCAGUGCAGUUGAUCAAUCUAAAAGAUCUAAUGCAGUUGAUCAAUCUAAAAGACCGAAUGCAUAUGAUCAAUCUAAAAAACCCAGAACAGUUGAUCAAUCUAAAAGAUCAAAUGCAGUUGAUCAAUCUAAAAGACCCAGUGCAGUUGAUCAAUCUAAAAGAUCUAAUGCAGUUGAUCAAUCUAAAAGACCGAAUGCAUAUGAUCAAUCUAAAAAACCCAGAACAGUUGAUCAAUCUAAAAGACCUAAUGCAGUUGAUCAAUCUAAAAGACCUAAUGCAGUUGAUCAAUCUAAAAGACCGAAUGCAGUUGAUCAAUCUAAAAGAUCUAAUGCAGUUGAUCAAUCUAAAAGACCCAGUACAGCUGAUAAAUCUAAAAGACCUAAUGCAGUAG
Biomphalaria glabrata is the source of this 522-nucleotide messenger RNA. RefSeq lists its product as uncharacterized. NCBI's taxonomy places the organism in Eukaryota, Metazoa, Mollusca, Gastropoda, Planorbidae. The record is from RefSeq and is a predicted model, not a curated record. Bases 1 to 522 code for a protein of 173 amino acids. The transcript has a single exon.